This is a messenger RNA of Bicyclus anynana (squinting bush brown), 1603 nucleotides long. RefSeq lists its product as uncharacterized. The transcript has 3 exons. The record is from RefSeq and is a predicted model, not a curated record. Gene Ontology annotation, biological process: transmembrane transport. NCBI's taxonomy places the organism in Eukaryota, Metazoa, Arthropoda, Insecta, Lepidoptera, Nymphalidae. Gene Ontology annotation, molecular function: transmembrane transporter activity. Gene Ontology annotation, cellular component: membrane. Bases 134 to 1549 code for a protein of 471 amino acids.
UUUAAUUUGCAAAAUGUUAAUUACAAGAUGUGUUAUUUUUAAUUAACUAAUUAUAAAGUCUGCAGUUAAUUGUGAAUUAUAAAACGCUAACGGUGGUUUAUUAUACAUAUGUGUGCUAUUUCUAAGGAAAAAUAUGUUUCAAAAGGUGUUCGUGCUGGGCAGCCUGAACCUGAUCUCCUUCUCCAAUGGCAUCGUCUUCGGACAGACUGCUUGCGUCAUCAGUUCGCUACAGAAGCGAGAAGAGGGCAUAGAGCUUACUGACACGCAAAUCUCUCUGAUAGCGUCUAUGUUGGUGCUCAUGAACAUCUUUGGAUACGGCCUUGGCGCGUACAUCGCUGACAAAUUUGGCAGAAGAUGGGCCUUCAUUAUCUCCUCCUUACUCAUUGUCAUCAAUUGGAUCGUACUGUACAGAGCGGCAGAGUUUUACGCAUUUUUGCUAUCAAGAGUUAUCGGAGGUACUGCCGCCGGAGCAUUAUGGAAGCUGGUUAUAUUUGUGACAGCUGAAUAUACGUCUUCAAAGACAAGAGCCUUUUUUUUGAAUAUGACGACCACAGUAGCUCCUGCUAUUGGAGCUGCUUUAAUCCACGUAGUAGGCAAUGUCUUGCAUUGGAGAACUGUGACCUUGAUUUCGAUGAUACCAUCUGUAAUUGGAGCAGUUAUCCCCUACUUCUGGGUCGAGAGCCCUCACUGGUUGGCUUCUAGAGGGAAGUUUGAAGAAUGUCAGACCGCUUUUAGAAAACUCCACGGCAAUACAACAAAUUCGGAAAGAGAACUGCAUUUGCUCAUCAAAAUGGAGAGUGCGAAGCUAAAUAAUGCAAUUGAAAUGAAUUCCGAGCCAAAAUUUAGAAGGUUGUUGAUAGCUUUCAAGAGAAAAUACUUCUGGGAACUUCUGGUGAUGAGUAUAUUUAUGCACGCUUACAUAGCAGCUGGCAGUAAGUUGGUUUUUACGUCAUUAGCUAUGGUUAUGUUGGAAGACAUAACGGGUACCUCUGAUGUAUUGUUGUUUACGUUACUGGUGGAUAGUUUUAUGAUCAUCGGUUCUUGUAUAUCAUUGGUCUUGAUCAGGAAAACUUCUCUGCGCACUCUCUUGUUUUCUACUGGCUUUGCAGCGAAUGUUGUCAUUGUUAUAUUCAGUUUCUGUUUCUAUUUCAGAAAUGGACAGACUUAUUACAACUGGAUCAACGUAUCUUUGUUAGCAUUGUUUUUUAUACUUGUCAAUUCUGGUCCAUAUCCCCUUUUGGAUGCCAUUUUCAGUGAAAUGUUUCCAUUGGAAAUUAAAUUGUAUAUUUUUUUUAUAUCAGGUGUCGUUCUUACGGCAUUUUUAAGUUUGACUGUGUUUCUGUUCCCGUAUAUUGUCAAUGCUAUGGGUUACCAUGGUUUGUUUUUGAUGAAUGCUGGUAUUAUGACUAUAAGCUUAGGUUACAUGUGGGUAAAAUGGCCGGAAACUAAAGGACGUACGUUACAGGAGAUAGAAGUAUAUUUCAAAGCGAACAAUUUUGAUGUAGAAGAAGUGUUGAGUAAAGAGCAAACUAUGAAUUUAAUUAUAUAAACUGUAUUUUAAGUUAAGGACUGAAAAUUGUUGAUGUGACUGAUAUUGAAGUUG